Messenger RNA from Micropterus dolomieu (smallmouth bass), 785 nucleotides. The record is from the annotation of a RefSeq genome assembly. Lineage: Eukaryota; Metazoa; Chordata; Actinopteri; Centrarchiformes; Centrarchidae.
AUGGCCCACCAAGCACACGCAUACCACAUAGUUGACCCCAGCCCUUGACCCCUUACGGGCGCAAUCGCCGCCCUCUUAAUAACAUCUGGCCUUGCCAUUUGAUUCCACUUCCACUCUACUACCCUCCUAGCCCUAGGUUUAGUGCUACUUCUCCUCACGAUAUACCAAUGAUGACGAGACAUCAUCCGAGAAGGCACCUUCCAGGGCCACCAUACGCCCCCCGUCCAAAAAGGCCUGCGAUACGGCAUAAUUCUGUUUAUUACCUCUGAAGUCUUCUUCUUUUUAGGAUUCUUCUGAGCCUUCUACCAUGCGAGCCUCGCCCCCACUCCUGAACUAGGUGGAUGUUGACCUCCCACAGGUAUCACUGUCCUAGACCCUUUUGAAGUACCCCUACUGAAUACGGCAGUCCUUCUAGCCUCCGGAGUAACCGUUACCUGGGCCCACCACAGCAUUAUAGAGGGCGAGCGAAAACAGGCAAUUCAAUCCCUUACACUAACAAUCCUUCUCGGCUUCUACUUCACUGCCCUCCAAGCCAUAGAGUAUUACGAAGCCCCCUUUACAAUCGCAGACGGAGUCUACGGUUCAACAUUCUUUGUAGCAACCGGUUUCCACGGCCUACACGUCAUUAUUGGCUCAACCUUCCUUGCCGUGUGUCUGCUUCGCCAAAUUCAAUACCACUUUACCUCGGAGCACCACUUCGGAUUUGAAGCAGCAGCAUGAUAUUGACACUUUGUAGACGUUGUUUGACUAUUCCUAUACAUCUCUAUCUACUGAUGAGGAUCGUA